Enhydra lutris kenyoni (northern sea otter) is the source of this 4129-nucleotide messenger RNA. RefSeq names its product dual specificity phosphatase 26. The record is from RefSeq and is a predicted model, not a curated record. The transcript is spliced from 4 exons. Gene Ontology annotation, molecular function: protein tyrosine/serine/threonine phosphatase activity; MAP kinase phosphatase activity. Gene Ontology annotation, cellular component: cytoplasm. Gene Ontology annotation, biological process: protein dephosphorylation; negative regulation of MAPK cascade. The coding region runs from base 128 to 763 and encodes 211 amino acids. Lineage: Eukaryota; Metazoa; Chordata; Mammalia; Carnivora; Mustelidae.
CCGUGGCGCUGACUGCGCCUGCCCUCGGCCUCCGGGACUGAGACCCCGCGUCGCGCUCGCACCGAGCAACAGCCACCGGAGACUGACCCACCAGCAGCUCGAGGACACGCCUGCAGCCGCCUCUGAGAUGUGCCCUGGUAACUGGCUCUGGGCCUCCAUGACUUUUAUGGCCCGCUUCUCCCGGAGCGGCUCAAGGUCUCCUGUUCGCACUAGAGGGGCCCUGGAGGAGAUGCCCUCGGUUCAACAUCCUUUCCUCAAUGUCUUUGAGUUGGAGAGGCUGCUCUACACAGGCAAGACCGCCUGUAACCAUGCCGAUGAGGUCUGGCCCGGCCUCUACCUCGGAGACCAGGACAUCGCUAACAACCGACGGGAGCUGCGCCGCCUGGGCAUCACGCACGUCCUCAACGCCUCACACAGCAGGUGGCGAGGCACCCCCGAGGCCUACGAGGGGCUGGGCAUCCGAUAUCUGGGUGUCGAGGCCCAUGACUCACCAGCAUUUGACAUGAGCAUCCACUUCCAAACAGCUGCGGACUUCAUCCACCGGGCACUGAGCCAGCCAGGAGGGAAGAUCCUGGUGCACUGCGCCGUGGGCGUGAGCCGGUCCGCCACGCUGGUGCUGGCCUACCUCAUGCUGUACCACCACCUCACCCUCGUGGAGGCCAUCAAGAAGGUCAAGGACCACCGAGGCAUCAUCCCCAACCGGGGCUUCUUACGACAGCUCCUGGCCCUGGAUCGCAGGCUGCGGCAGGGUCUGGAGGCAUGAGAGGAGGGGACAGGAGGUCAGGCCAGGCGCAUUUGGCCCUGGCUCCCAGCUGGAGAGAGGAGGCCCAGAUAUCCCAUCCUCUCCUGUGGGCAGGAGAGCAAGAGGGCUGGGGCUUCCACCACUGCUGCUGUUGGUUGGGAGGGUAUGGGGGGUGAGGCUGGUUGGUGUGCUGGGCACCCAAGAGGGAGCUGACCGGGGAAGGAAGCAGCUAGAGCUGUAGGUAGAUGGCAGUCCUGGGACUCCGACACCCUGGAUUCCAGCCAGGCUGCUCCCAGUCACCCAGAGCCCCCUCCGCACGUGCACACACACACACACACACACACACACUGUUGUGCCCAAGGGUUCCCCCUUGCUCAUUUAAGAACAAACGUGUCAUCUCUGUCCUGUGCUUGUGCUGGGAGUCAGGGAUGCCGCAAGCACGAACGCCAUGCCAUGGUGUAGAUAUGUUGUGUAGAUGGUGGUGUUGAGACAGACGGUAAAGAGAGGGUGUGAAAAGCUGUGAAACCAGAGGGAGACACUCACAGACUUGUUACUCCAAGCGCAGGAAGAGAAGGUGUGGGAGGGUUGGCGCUGUGCCCGCGGGCGCUGGUCGCGGCCAGAAGCCGCAGAGGUGCAUGCCUGUGAGUCUUGAGAUGAUGGCUCUCCUCCUGGCUGCAGAUGUCUUGAGGAAAAAUAAAGAUGGUGGACAAGACCCUGGUGAAGUCGUUGACAGCUUGUAAGGGCUCCCCACCUCUCUCCUGGAAGCCCCUGGCUUUCUGGCCAUAGCAACAGUUCCUGACUCCCUCAUCGUGGUCAUAAACCUCCAGCGGUUCUCAGGGGGUGGCUCUUUCCAGUCCAAUUUCACGGUGGCCAGAAGCGAAAUCUUGAAGUGUUGUUUCCCGCUGUGUCCACAGAGGGGCAGCAGAGGACCAAAAAAACGUUAGUCUUUGCACCCCCUGCUCUGUCUGCCAGGUUUAAACUAGGUCUCUGUUCCCCGGCUCAGGCGUGCAGGAAAUGUUGCUUUAUUUUCAAAAAAAUUUCCAGAUUCUAUAUCAAGUCCCCAUCGUGAUGGGAUAGCAGAAUAUGAAUCUUAAAUCAACCCCUUCCCUAAAUCCUACUUUCAGGGGGUCUGGGGCUUGCCUGGUAACUAGAAAUUGGAGGAGAGGGAAGGAGGGGUGAUGUAAUGCUUCCUCUUGUCAGCUUUCCAGGUUUGCCUCAUCAGCGUGUAACGCAGUCUCCUUAGUAAACUUGGUAAAAAUUUAGACUCACCAACCAGAGAGAGUAGUGUGGUGUUUCUGCUAUCCCAGCUGCCCAAACUGCCAGCCACCACCUCCCUCCUUUUAGAAAAAACAUGUUCCCAGAACAGAAUAUCUGCAUGAAGGGGAGAAGGGGACAGACGAGAAGGUAAAAAAUACAGGGAAAGGAAUUCCUUAAUAUACCCGAAGAGUCUGUCUUACCCCAAAGUAUAGAAACUCAGAAUCUCAAAGCUAUAAGGUGCUUUCCUAGAUGAUCCAUUUCCACCCUCCAACAAGGCAUGAAUAAAUUCUUUCUUUAAUAUCUUUGAAGAUCUCCAUCCAGCACCUCCUUGGACACCUUCGAUGGUGAGGAACUGGUACAUAACUUCCAUACCAUCGUGCCAGCUCUGAAUAUGAGAAAGCUCUACAAUCACACAUGUUACGCAGUCCGGUUACAGUGGUCGUGACGUGAGGCCAACAGAUCUGCCAGCCUGGGCUCCCUGGCUAUGGGGGCCUUUGGGCAGGUCCCUUUGCCUCUUCCCCACGUCGCGUCACAUGCGAGAGUUCUGUCUGCUUCCACAGGGUCGCAAUGGGCGUUUAAGUAUGUGGUACUGAGCUCAGAGCACAGUCAGUAUUUAAUAAGUGUUCUUUGUCUUGCCCUGUCCCUCCCUGUGGUUUGAAGCCAGCUCUCCUGGUUCUCCUGUGUCCUCUGCUUUCCACCUAGCAGCUUUGAUCGUGUCCAAGAGUCUGCGUUCGUCCCGUUUCAAGUUUCUUCCCCAGCCUGGCUGACAGUGGCGUCUCUCUUCGGUUGGUGGCGACCAGGGCUGGUCUUAGCGCUUCAAGCAGAGUGUAGUCACUGGGACCUCAGAUUUCUAGGACUGUUGAGGGUCAAGUUUAUCUAAGGGGUAGAGUGAGGCCUUCAUUAGGAAUGUGGAUUCCAAUGAAAAUGCAUUGACUCCCUAUCAGAACCAUGGGCAGGAGGACUUAAGAAUAAGUAGAAAUAACCUAGAGGUAAGUCAUCCAAGAGGACGGACUGACUACCGACCUGACCAGCACAGAGUACCAUGGACUUGGCACCUCCUUUGUUCUAGUCUAGUAUAUGUAUCUGUUACUGUUGAUGUAACCCACAGCGCCUUCUAACUUCCAGUAGACAAGUAUAACUACUAAAGUAGAUUUGGCCAAAGGUGAUCCUCACGGAGCAGGGGAGUUCGAGCCCCACGCUGGGUGGAGAUAUUGCUUAAAUAAAUUAAAACACAGCUGUGUGAGUGCAGACUGAAUGUGCCUCACGCAAAUCCCCUAGCAUUGUCGUAAGCCGAGUCACUUGAAAAUUUACGUCUGACUUCUAGUGGAGACGUGGAGCUACCAAACCAGAUUUGGCCACAGAUCAUCCUCUCAGAGCAGGUUAUGUAGUAUUUAACAAAGCCAUCUGACAGCUCUGCAGAGUCCGUCUUCAGCCUUUACAGAUAUUAAGAUAUUAACCCAUUUAAUCCUACUAAAAAACCCAUGAAAGGUAUCCUUCCUUGGCAUUGCUUAAAAACAAGGCAUCUGAGGUGAAGUAAUUUUCACAAGGACACACGCAGAAGUGAGCAGUGGAGAUGCCAGGAUUCACCCCCGUGUAGCCAUCCAGCCGCCCUGCCUUUCAUCCCUCACUCCACCACUGAAGGCUGUUAAAAGUCCAGACUCCCUCAUCCUCUUCUUGGGAGCAGCUGGCCGUUUGAACCCAAGCCAAGGACUUGGCAGUGGACAGGACUAAGUGAGCCCUUGGCAGAAGCAGCCUGAGCUUCCAGCCGGCCGGGCCCUGCCCCUCAGGGACGGCAGCCCAUGUCUGUCUUGUCGUCCUGCUCUGCUCCUGCCCUGGCCGCCUCCAGCCCCGGCCUGGGUGAUGCAGACUCCAGCCUCUGCAGCAAGCCCCUGAGCCUUCGCUACAUCUGGGGAGAGGGAGAGAUGUUUGCACAGUCCCUCACCCUGUAACUAAUCCCAGCUGAGAUGCUCCACAGGGAGGGGAGCUCAGGGAGAAGGGCUGCUUCUGAACCCUGAGGUAGCAGAUGGAAUGAGCUAGAGAGGCAGCUGAGCAUUACACUGGCUGGAGAGGGCUGGGCUUGGGUGCACAGAAAGGCCCUUGCUAGAAUAAUCUCUUACAGAGAAGGCAGCC